UGCGGGCGCUGGCUGCGGCGGGCUGCCAGCCGCCAGUACCGCGUGGACUGCGGGUCCGUGCGUUGCCUGUGCGUGGGUGUGCGCGAUUCUAGCGAAAGGAGAUCGGAUACAAGCUGGAGGGCGCCGCUCUCGUGGAGGCCAGCGUGGAGCUGACGAUCUACGAUGAAGGAGGGGGCGCCGGCCGAGCCUAGGUCCGUCCAGAGGUCCUCCGAGACGGGCUCCGGCGCCGCGCCCGCCGCCAGCCUCGCCAAACAGCAGUCACAGCAGCAGCAGCAGCAGCAGCAGCAGCAGCAGCAGCAGCCGGCCACCAACUUCGAGUACGACGACGGAGAGUGGGACGUCGGCAUCGGCGACCUCAUCAUCGACCUCGACGCCGACAUUGAGAAGAAUAACGACGCGGCGCGCUCGUCUACCUCGUCGGCCGACCCGAGGAUGGGCGUCCGUCAGCAGCACAGCAGCUCCAUGGAGAAGGGACUCAAGAUGAAGAUCAAACGCACCUCCAAGCCGGGACGCUCCUCGGAGGCCAAACACGAGAUAGUGCAGGUGGAUAAUAAGGCGGGCGCUGCCGCCGCCGCCGCUGCUGCUGCCGCGGGGGCGGGAGCGGCGGCGGCGGCGGCGGGCGCGGCGGCUCCCUCGGGGGUCGCCGCCGGUGACGCCGCCGAUUCCCAGUCGGCCAAGGCAGCGGCCAAGGUGGCCGGGAAGCGUGCUGUGCACAAGAAGGAACGCCGGGACAAGGAGCCGACCGGCGCGGUCAAGACGGAACGCCGCGAGAACGGCGUCGGCGCCGGUGACGAGGACGGCGCGGCGGCCGGCGGACCCGACUCGCCGGGCGCGGCGCCGUCACCGCCGGCCAAACGCCCCAAGACGGAUGCUCCCACUCAGAGCGUGUCGGACAUGUGUGUCGGCACAGACGGCCUGGUGAGCCGCGGAACACUGCUCGAGCCGGACAGCCUGGGGCCCUGCGAGCCGGGCACUACGGUCAACCUGGAGGGCAUCGUGUGGCAGGAGACGCAGGGAGGCGUUCUGGUAGUGAAUGUCACCUGGCGGGGGAAGACGUACGUCGGUACCCUUCUCGACUACACCCGGCACCACGACUGGGCGCCGCCCAGGUUUAACGACUCGCCGACGGCGGAGCUGGAGUCGCGCAGUGGCAAGGGGCGCGGUAAGCGAGGCCGCGGCGCCGCCUCCGCGCCGGAGCCGACCGUGGCCGAGACCAGGGCGUCGGCCCAGUCCAAACUGCGCAGCCAGAGCAAAGGCCGGCGCAGCACGGCCAACUCGGCCGGCGCCAAUUUCACCGCCCCGGCCAGCCCGGUCAAACGCAAGGGGCGCGCCGCCGACCGCGAGGCCGCCGCCGCCGACCGGACCCCCAACAAGCGCAGCCGCACCAGCUCCAACACGAGCCUCUCGGAGCCGGCCUCGUCUGCGCCGGGCACCCCGGAGCCGGCGGCGGCCGCGCCGCCCUCACCGGCCCCCACCCCGCCGGCGGCCACCACCCCGGCGCCGCUCAUCGAGUGUCCCGAGUCGGGCUGCUCGAAAAAGUACCGACACGUCAACGGACUCAAGUACCACCAGAGUCACGCCCAUUCGAACGGGCUCAGCGAGGGCGAGCGUGAGACGGGCGACUCGUCUCCAGAGUCGCCGGCCGCCUCCAAGACGCCGCCCCCGCCUCCCGUGUCUGCGGCUGCCACGGCUCCGACCCAGACGGCGCCGCAGACCCCGCCGGCGGCGCCGCCCUCGCCCGCUCCGGUGGCGUCGGCGGCGGCGCCGGCCACGUCGCCGGUGACGCCGGCCACCCCGGCGCCGGCGGCUCCUCCGGUGGCGGCGUCAGCACCGCCCAACGGCGCCGUGGCCCCCGCCAAGCCGGUGGCGGCCGUGUCGGCAGCAGUGACUCCUCAGUCGCAGCUGACCGGCCUGUCGGCGCCGCCGCCGCCGCCGCCGCCGCCGCCGGUCGCCGGAGAGCCGCCGGCCGCCGAGCCGCGGCCCACGCACGCCAAGGUGCAGAUCAGCGACAGCAACGGCAACGUCAAGACAUCGGGCGUGCUACGCUUCGGGCCGACGGCGGUACCCACGGCGUCGGCGGCGGCCGGACCGGGUCCGACACUGCUGGCGGGCGGCCCGGCGCCGCUGCGCGCUGCUGCCUCCGUGUACCAGCCGGCCGCGCCGCCGCCGGCCCUGGGCGCCGUGUCUCGCCCGUCGGCCGCCGCCGCCGUCACCACCGCGGCGCGCACCGUGCCCGUCAUGGCCGCCGUCGACGCCGCCAAGUACAAACCCAAGAGCGUGGCGGCGCGCGUGGCGACACCGGCUCUACCCGUGGUGACCGUGCCACCGGCGAGCGGAGGCUUUGGUCAGUCGGUGGCCCAUCUAAAACCGAUCCAGCCGAAACCGACCAUACUGGGAGAAACAUCCGCAAUUAACCCUGCGCUCGAGUCGCUCAGAAAGGACAAGGAGCGCCCCAAGAAGCGGCGGAAAGAGAACGGUGCGCGGACGCCCGACGCCAGCCCGCGGCCGGAGUGCGUCGAUCCGUCUCGGGUGGCACCGCGCACCGCUCCUGGAGUAGUGUCCGGCAGUGUAGUGCCGCCGGUAGUGUCCAGCUUGCCGCUGGGCGUCGGCGCCGGUGCAGUGUCGAGUGGGGUGCCGACCGGAACGGUGGGGCCGGCCGAGCGGCCCUCGCGGGACGGCACCGCCAGCCCCGCCUACAGUGAUAUCUCCGACGAUGGCGCGCCUGUGGACGCUUCGGGCCGACCGGCGCCGGCCGGGAUCGCAGCCGCCGACAAAAAGGAGCUGCCCGGCGCGCUGCCGCCGUCGAGUGUCUACUACCGUUCGUUUUUCCCUCCGCCCGGUGUGUACGUUCCGCCGCCGGCCGCCGGUAAGCCGGGUGCUGACGGAGUGGACUCGAAGGAGGGGGCGCGUGGGCCGCCGCCGGCCGGCGAGUACGCCGGCGGCCAGCUGUCGUACCUGUCGUACCCGUACCUGCCGGCGGCAUACCCGUACCCGGCGAUCGACCCAGCCGGCUACCCGCUGCCCAUGAUGGCCGACCCCAAGUACAAAGCGGCGCUGGCCGGCGAGCGGCCGGCCGUGUCGGUCGGGCCGGGCGGCGCCGGCCCGCCUCCCGCCGAGAGGAGGGAUGCUCUGUCGGACGCCGAGUCAGGCAGGACCUCGGCGCCGCCGUCUGCGGAGCCGCGUGCGGCACACACGGGCUCGGCCGCCGGCCGGGACGCCUCGCCUCAGCCGGCGCCGGCGCACCGGCCGCCGCUGGGCACUCCGGCGCGUCCCGGCGGUCUGCCGAGCCAGCGCGGCGCGCCCGUACCCGUGUCAGUGGCGUCCAAACGGCCGCCGCCCACCUCCUCGGCCGGCCCGGCGCCGCCGCCCACCACGGCCGCCGACAAGCGGCCGGCGGACGCGGCGGCGCUGGCGGCGCGCGCGGCCGCCUACGGCUACCCGUUCGGCCUGCCCGGCAUGCCGAGCCUGCCGUACGGCCCAGUGCUGCUGAACGGCGGCUACCCGGCGCGGUUCCCGGUCAGCUCGGCGGCGGCCGUAUCGGCGGCGCCGGAGGACCUCAGCCGCGCCGCCACCACGGCCGCCUCGCGCGCCAGUGAGGUGUCUUCGGCGGCGGUGCGGGGCGCUCCGUACCCGCCGCCGCCGGCGCACCGUCUGCUGGAGGUGCCGGACCGGGCGCGCACCACGGCCAGCGCGGCGCCGAGCUCGUCGGGGGCGGCCGUGCGCGCCGGCUCCCCGGGCAGCCCGCUGUCAGCGCCGCUGAGGCCCGGCCUCGGCUUCCCUCCGCCGGGCGGCUACCACCCGUUCACAGGCGUGCCGGGCGGUGGCCCGAGCCCCAGUUUUGCGCCAAUCAAAUAGAGGUCCCCUGCGGCCGGCCGGCCGGCUUCAGAAGGCUGUGAUAUAGUGGUCGUGCCGGCGCCGCGGGGACCGGGCACAUAUCGACUGCCGCUCGGCCCCCCAGUGUACAAAGACGCCACACUUUGUGACCUCAGAGAGACGAAACUUUGGAGAUAACGCCUGCCACCGGAUUGUCGAAACUCUGCAUUAUUGCUGGGUGGUGGAAUGGGGACUGCGGCUGCCGCCGCGCACCAAUGCUUUCAACGAGCCCCGCUGUGGGUCGGCCCGACGUGGCAGCAGUUCAGAAGUUGCCCCAAUCCUGUGGGAGGUGUUCAUCGAUUUUGUCUUCACGCGUGUUUUGAUUGUUGGCCCCGUUGUGACCAGUGGCGCGGGGGGUUCCGCGGGGACCCGCCUGGUGGCACCGGCUGUUACCGAGCACGCGCGGCCGGCGUCUGUCGGUUGUGCCCCCCCCCCUCCCGCCCCUGUCGGUGGGGGCGGGGCGGACCCCCCUGUCGGCGGAGCGGCUGUCGGCCGCGCCUGUGCUGUGGUGCGCUCUUUAGAAAGGCUGUUUCCCGGCUGCCCGUGUUUAGCCGUGCAGGGAUGUGCAUUAUGUGGUGCCGAGUAGGAGAUAUCAUAUAUCUGUGUGUGCUGGUCGCCAGACCCGGCCGUUUCGUUCGAUAUUCAGAGACGGCUAUUAUUGAAUAGUGAAAAUACAGAGCAACAUUAAAA
Molecule: messenger RNA, 4563 nt
Organism: Amphibalanus amphitrite
Lineage: Eukaryota; Metazoa; Arthropoda; Thecostraca; Balanomorpha; Balanidae
Product: basic proline-rich protein-like
Exons: 6
Coding region: 163-3855 (1230 amino acids)
Biological process (GO): regulation of transcription by RNA polymerase II
Cellular component (GO): nucleus
Source: RefSeq, a predicted model, not a curated record